CGGUAAUAAUCAUUUUUUUAUGUUUUUGUUUUCAUCUUGCACUUGUUUAUUGCUCUUCAUCUCACAUUUUUUGCAUCUUUUUUGCUGUUUUCACCUCAUUUAGCGUACUUAAAUCAUGCUUAAAGUCAUUUCUGUGUGUUUUGUGGCCUUUCUUUGUGUUGAUUUGGCCUUGUGUGGCCCCCUCGUAGGGCGCUCUGGGGGUAGCAAAGCCACCUCUGGGCGUCGAAACUACAUUGGAUCACAGGAUGGUGCGCCGAAGAUGCUGGCACCGAAGAAAGCGGGAAUGUCUUCGUGGGGCGUAAUCUCCCUCAUAAUGUUUGCCAUUCUCAUUGGAUUUGGGGGCUACUAUGGGUACAUUUGCUACCCAUUUAUGUGCAAGAAGGAGCGUCACUACGACGUGAUGGAUGCAGCAUCCUCAUCCACAAGUGCCAGCACCCCCACAACGAGAUCUGCGGAAUUUGAGAAGAUGGAUCCGGAAUUUGAUGGGUCCAAUGUGUUCAGAUACAAAUAGCCAGCACCCCCCAGGGCAGGGCAGCUGUGCAGGUAUUCUCCACGUAGUAUUUUAAGUUUAAAUUUCUUCGAAUUUAGUAUUAGGAGGAAAACGGAAGGACGAUGGAAUCUCUUCAUCCGUGAAGACUGAAAAUUUGCCAAUUUUUUGAUCACAAAGCUCUUAAAUUGGGAUGUUCUUGCUUCAAGGGGGGACCUCCCCCAGGGGGGCUCACCGGAUGCAGACAUCCUGGUACAAAAAGGUAUUAUUCGAUUUAGGAAUAAAUUUUAUACGACUUGA
Molecule: messenger RNA, 787 nt
Organism: Lutzomyia longipalpis
Lineage: Eukaryota; Metazoa; Arthropoda; Insecta; Diptera; Psychodidae
Exons: 2
Coding region: 116-511 (131 amino acids)
Source: RefSeq, a predicted model, not a curated record